UCCAGCAUGUGUCCUCAACGCCUGAUCAGUUGCUGGGCAAAGUUCCAGAACAGUGAGACCUCUUGGGAUUCAUCUGAUUUAGGAAAGACCUUUAACUACCAGGUGGAAGUCACCUCAGUGUUCUUUUCAACGGUGGAGUUUUGAGGGCUUUUCGCUGGGUUCUGUUCUGACGGCUGCCUCCCACCAGCGUGAAACAGAAGGAUGACCUUAUUCUGUGAGCAGGACAACUGUGAAAGAAGGAGCUGUGUAUGUGAAAGUCUGUGGAAAGAAAGAGCCACCUAGAAUGUUCCCCCCAAACCAGUCAGUAGAAGGUCUUCUGCAGGGGGCUCCCAACAGAUCCCUGAAUGCCACAGAAACUCCAGGGGCUUGGGACCCAGGGACCCUCCAAGCCCUCAAGAUUGCUCUUGCCGUGGUCCUUUCCAUCAUCACCCUGGCCACAGUCCUUUCCAAUGCCUUUGUGCUUACCACCAUCUUCCUGACCAGGAAGCUCCACACCCCAGCCAACUGUCUCAUUGGCUCCCUGGCCAUGACGGACCUCUUAGUUUCCAUCUUGGUCAUGCCCAUCAGCAUCGCCUAUACCACCACCCACACCUGGAGCUUCGGCCAACUCCUGUGUGACAUCUGGCUGUCUUCUGACAUCACAUGCUGCACGGCCUCCAUCCUGCAUCUCUGUGUCAUUGCUCUGGACAGGUACUGGGCCAUCACGGAUGCCCUGGAGUACAGCAAACGCCGGACUGUGGGCCACGCGGCCGCCAUGAUCGCCGUGGUCUGGGCCAUCUCGGUCUGCAUCUCCAUUCCACCCCUCUUUUGGCGGCAGGCCAGAACUCACGAAGAGAUGUCGGACUGCCUGGUGAACACGUCUCAGAUCUCCUACACCAUCUACUCCACCUGUGGGGCCUUCUACAUCCCGUCCGUGUUGCUCAUCAUCCUCUAUGGCCGUAUCUACAUGGCCGCCAGAAACCGCAUCCUGAACCCGCCGUCCCUCUAUGGGAAGCGCUUCACCACUGCGCACCUCAUAACAGGCUCUGCAGGGUCCUCGCUGUGCUCGCUCAACCCCAGCCUUCACGAGGGGCAUUCUCAUUCCGCCGGCUCCCCUCUCUUUUUUAACCACGUGAAAAUCAAGCUUGCCAAUAGUGUCCUGGAACGCAAGAAGAUUUCUGCUGCCCGAGAAAGGAAAGCCACAAAAACCCUGGGGAUCAUUCUGGGGGCCUUUAUCGUCUGCUGGCUGCCCUUCUUUGUAGCAUCUCUGGUCCUUCCCAUCUGCAGAGACUCCUGCUGGAUCCACCCAGCACUUUUUGACUUUUUCACUUGGCUAGGCUAUCUGAACUCCCUCAUCAAUCCAAUAAUCUAUACUGUGUUUAACGAAGAGUUUCGGCAAGCGUUUCAGAAAGUUGUCCGUUUCAGGAAAACCUCUUAG
This is a messenger RNA of Bubalus bubalis (water buffalo), 1417 nucleotides long. RefSeq names its product 5-hydroxytryptamine receptor 1D (gene HTR1D). NCBI's taxonomy places the organism in Eukaryota, Metazoa, Chordata, Mammalia, Artiodactyla, Bovidae. Gene Ontology annotation, biological process: smooth muscle contraction; chemical synaptic transmission; vasoconstriction. Gene Ontology annotation, cellular component: dendrite; plasma membrane. The record is from RefSeq and is a predicted model, not a curated record. The coding region runs from base 284 to 1417 and encodes 377 amino acids. The transcript has a single exon. Gene Ontology annotation, molecular function: G protein-coupled serotonin receptor activity; neurotransmitter receptor activity.